AUCUAUCCGACUUUUGCAUUUGGCUUUGCAAGGCCUGGCUGCGUUCGCCCAUCACCUUAAGCUCUCCCGCCCGCUGCUGCUCGCCAGCCAGUCCUCGCCACCCCUGCUCAUGCUCGCCGUCGCCGUCUGCCAUCUCCUCUGACAGUUCUGCUUCGUGCUUGACUGUCGCCGCGCGUCGUGACAGCAUUGCCACAUUGUUAUGCCCGCCAAGCGAGACGUUAUGACGACUCAGUCUGCCCAGUCACUGCCCUCCUUUGCCCAGGCGUUCAGCUCGCCCUCUCUACAUCGAAUCUCACAGUCCAGCAACGCACUGCCUCCGCUUCAUCGUCUUGACGCGCAACACGAUCGUGGGCGGCAGUCCCCUAACGAACGCGUCUCACCGCAGCACAACAUGGAACUGCGCAGGAAACGAUUGCACGCAGAUAUUGCUUCUCCUAUUAGAGGACAUGACGGAUCGGAUUCAGAAGGGCGUCGAUCUCCUCGCACGGCCCGCAGCGAAGAAGAAGCAGAUCGUGACGCUGCGCCCACAACGACCAGCACGCAGCGCGCAGGGGCUCAUGAGCAACAGCCAGGAGGCAGCCAGCCCGACCCUCCGCCGUCCCAGCCAGAUACGCGGUCUUCCCCCCUGAAGAGGCGGCGCGUCACAAUAAGCGGUACUUCUCAUCCAAUCAACACUAAUGUCAAGACCACCGCAUCCGAGAAUAUCAGCACUAUCUCUCCUGUCGUCAUGGGUCUCACCAUACAGCGCGAUGACCCGAAUGCGCUCGAACAGGUCCGUUCCAUGCUGUCCGUCAAGCAGAAACAAAAGGAGCUCAUCGAGCAGCGGCGGGGAAGCACCGCCUCGAUCGUAUCUACCGCCCCUCCCACCGUGAACAUUGUCAACGCAUUGCUUCCUCCCGACGAUCGGCAGAUCACACCAAAGCUCACUGCUGCCCUACCGCGAGGAGGACGCCGGAGUCCAAAUGUCCCUCAGAACUCUCUAGAUCGCCGUCGCUCUGUCAUUCCUUCCUCCUCCACGGCGUCUCAGAACGCUUCAGGCCCAUCCAACACACGACAUACGAGCCCUAAUUCGUUUAUCGCGAGCAGCCAGCCGCCGCUGCCGCCACCCCCUGCGCCAGGAGAGAAUCCGCCCUUCGUACACAACACCACCGCUGUCUCUGCGCAUGCUCUGCCUGCACCGCCCAUCAGCUUCGCUCACCGCCGCGCAGGGCGGCAGCUUGGCGGGGCGAAGGGUAAGCCUGCGGACAUCGUGAUCAGCCCCCUCGGGCCCCAAUCAGAGAAUCUGCAGCCUGUCAUCCAGAGUGCUCCUCCUAUUCCCCGCGCUGAACAGGCUCUGGGUGCGUCCGCACGGUAUCCCAGCAUGGCGAUCCCGAGCAUACCGCAAAUAAGCGGGAGCGCACCAAGGCAUACGUCUGGCCGGGUGCCGCCUACGCCCACUAGGUUGAGCAAUAUGCCGCGCACUGCGACGACGAGCCAUUUCGCGCAGCCUUCUAUUGGCGGCAGCUAUAAACGGUCUCCUCAGAAUGCAUCUGUGCCUAUUGCUUCGAGCCUCGUGCCGCCGACACCGACGGGUCUGAACCACCCUGCGUACUCUGGCGAGAAAUCCGCCUUUCUCGAACCCUUCUCGAUGUUCUACGACGCGCUGGUUGAUGCGAAAUCUCUAAAGCACUGGCUGAACGAACAAGUGCAAAAGGCUCAGGCGCUGAAUAUUUCUCUACAACGACAACAGGAGCAACUGCAUGAUAUCGUUGAGACGGCUGUCGAGAAGCGGACCGCAACGAUGAGAGAGGACAUCUACGUCCUCCACCGACGGAUUGAAGAGUUGGAAUACGCCUUUCGCAGAGCAGCUGCCCCUGCGCAGAGUUACAGCGCCGCCACGAGCACGCUAAGCGCAAAGGGCAAAGGCAAGGCCAACGGCGCGCCCGCGCAUCCGAUCCCACCGGAUUCGUACACCUUUCCGCCUGUCGACCCACACCUCCGACGUCUCGAGUCCAUCAGGCGGGCGCCCUCGCCCAUUGAAUACGACGCGCGCAGCUUCCCCAACUCUGAAACAGCGUCCCCGGUGCCGUUCGAUGUCGGGCGGCGCCUGUCUGUCUCCGCGAUCCGCAUGGAUCCGCGCUCGCCCGUCGGCGCGCACGCAGAAGCGGUGUCAGCGCCACAGCGGAAGACGUUUGGAGUGCCGACGUCGGCGUCGCGCGAUCUGCAGGGUCCUGCGUUCCCGCCGCCGCCCGCGGGUGGGUACGCGGGGAAGGACACACGCUCGCCGAAGGUAGUGCAUUCGACGGCGGGCGCGUCGUCGUCUCGUAGCCAUUUGCAUCCGUCGGAGGAGGCGGGCGGCUCGAGAAAGCCGGCGGGCGGGAGAGCGCAGCCGGAGGUGGUGUGGUAUCGAGAAGGCAAGGGUUCGCCGGCGUCCAGCGAUGGGCGGUCCGAGGGCGCGGUGGGGACGCUGCGGAGAGAAGGUGCGGUCAUGUCACCCUCGGGGAGCCGAUCGCGUUCGCCUGUGGAGGACGACGCGUAGGUGUGUGUGCGGUGGGUUGGAAAGAAGGUAUGAAAAGUGUUUGGCGUCGGCUUUCUUCACGAGCGGUAUCGUGGACUCAGUCUUGGGCUUGGGCGUCGGUGGUGUACGUACAGUAAGUACCACGCGCUGGGUUGUUUCUUGGCGUCGUUUGGCUGCCGCGGUUUCGUUCGUUCGUUGUCGUCGUCUUCUUGUCGGCUUGCGUCUGUCGGUUUUGAUCUCUCUCUCUCUCUUUCAUCGUUUUGUAUCGCAUU
Messenger RNA from Laetiporus sulphureus 93-53, 2769 nucleotides. RefSeq lists its product as uncharacterized. The record is from RefSeq and is a predicted model, not a curated record. The transcript is spliced from 2 exons. Lineage: Eukaryota; Fungi; Basidiomycota; Agaricomycetes; Polyporales; Laetiporaceae. The coding region runs from base 200 to 2518 and encodes 772 amino acids.